AUGGAACAAAUCGCAACCAUCCACAGAGGGCAGCUGCCAGGCGGUGUCCUCACUGAGGCCCAUGUCCUAGCUGGUUAUCACUACUGUAGAGGGCAGUUGCCAGGCGGUGUCCUCACUGAGGCCCAUGUCCUAGCUGGUUACCACUACUGUAGAGGGCAGUUGCCAGGCAGUGUCCUCACUGAGGCCCAUGUCCUAGCUGGUUAUCACUACUGUAGAGGGCAGUUGCCAGGCAGUGUCCUCACUGAGGCCCAUGUCCUAGCUGGUUACCACUACUGUAGAGGGCAGCUGCCAGGCGGUGUCCUCACUGAGGCCCAUGAUCUUAGUGCCACAUCACUAGCUGGUUAUCACUACUGUAGAGGGCAGUUGCCAGGCGGUGUCCUCACUGAGGCCCAUGUCCUAGCUGGUUAUCACUACUGUAGAGGGCAGUUGCCAGGCGGUGUCCUCACUGAGGCCCAUGUCCUAGCUGGUUAUCACUACUGUAGAGGGCAGUUGCCAGGCGGUGUCCUCACUGAGGCCCAUGUUCUUAGUGCCACAUCACUAGCUGGUUAUCACUACUGUAGAGGGCAGUUGCCAGGCAGUGUCCUCACUGAGGCCCAUGUCCUAGCUGGUUCCCACUACUGUAGAGGGCAGCUGCCAGGCGGUGUCCUCACUGAGGCCCAUGUUCUUAGUGCCACAUCACUAGCUGGUUAUCACUACUGUAGAGGGCAGUUGCCAGGCAGUGUCCUCACUGAGGCCCAUGUCCUAGCUGGUUCCCACUACUGUAGAGGGCAGCUGCCAGGCGGUGUCCUCACUGAGGCCCAUGUUCUUAGUGCCACAUCACUAGCUGGUUUGUGUUUCUCUUUCGUGUACAGUGUUUUGUUUCACAGGUACUCACUGCCAUGCCGCUCCUGUUGCUGCUGCACUGUAUCAUACUGUGUCAUCGUGAUUAGGGGUGUGUCCCGAAUACCACCGUGCUCCCUAUAUAGUGCACUACUUUUUACGGCGAGGUAAUUCUUACAUUUGGAUAGUCCAUCUACACUAACAAUGAAACAAUCUACUAACCCUAACCUUAACCCUUAUUGUAAACCUAACCCC
This is a messenger RNA of Oncorhynchus gorbuscha (pink salmon), 1074 nucleotides long. RefSeq lists its product as uncharacterized. NCBI's taxonomy places the organism in Eukaryota, Metazoa, Chordata, Actinopteri, Salmoniformes, Salmonidae. The record is from RefSeq and is a predicted model, not a curated record. The transcript has 3 exons. The coding region runs from base 1 to 990 and encodes 329 amino acids.